GGGCAGAAUACCUUGCUAGAGCUGAAGAGGAUAUCAGUAACAAUGCAAAGUCUGAGGAAUCUAACCGCCUACGCCUUCACUUUGUUGCUGGUCGCAACGUUUGUGUCCCAAACUUGGAGCGCACCGAAGGGUGGCUAUCAGCGUAGAAACUGGACACCCCAGGCAAUGUUGUAUUUGAAGGGAACACAGGGACGGAGGUUUGUCCCAGAAGAAGUGAAAGAGAGAGAUGUCUAUGACACUCUACAUUUAGAGACUCGUAGUCAGAAUAUAGAGAAGCUGAGUGUAUCCAAAGCGGCUGCAAUUCUCCUUAAUUUUCUUCAACGGGCCAAAGAGGAAGGGGAGAACAGUGAACCACAGGCUUACUUUCCAGAUGUUCCAGGAUGGAAACAAGACUACUUCUGAGCGAAUAUAUAUAUAUAUAUA
Clupea harengus (Atlantic herring) is the source of this 423-nucleotide messenger RNA. RefSeq names its product spexin hormone (gene spx). Gene Ontology annotation, molecular function: neuropeptide hormone activity. The record is from RefSeq and is a predicted model, not a curated record. Lineage: Eukaryota; Metazoa; Chordata; Actinopteri; Clupeiformes; Clupeidae.